AUGUCCACCACCGAGUUCAUGGAUGGCUCUGUGAGAAGCACCAACAACCUUGCGGACAUAGCUCAACGCAGCUACCUCAACAAUACUCUCACAUGGGCCACAGAGAAGGUCCUAGAAGCUCAAAGGGUUGAACAUGAUCCCAAGACCGGCCCCAAGGACAGGAUGAAUGUCCCCUCAGCAGUGAAGUGUGACAGCAUGACUCUGCCCAGCACCCCAACUGUUCGCAGAGGAAGCACUCCUCUGCCAAUAAAACACCAGCUCAGGCGAGAAGAAGCUGUCCAUGAUGACUGUGAGUGGACAUCGGGGGCAGCAGGACCUUCUGCCUCACCUCUCAGUUUCAGCCCUGCUUUGGACGACACUCCCACUGUGGCUGUAGAAGGCAGACAUGAAGGGCCCUUGAGGCUUGCCCUGCUGGGGCAAAAUGGCGUUGGGAAGUCCUCACUGGCUCUUGCCUUUGCCGGGGACAUGGACAGAACUGCGUCUGUGGAUUCUGAUGGGGAGGGUUAUAUUCGUACAGUCACUGUGGAUGAUGAGGAGAGUGCCAUCAUUAUCUAUGACAACUGGAAACAGGACCUGUCGGUUCUGCAGUCUGAGGUGUGCAUCCUAGUAUUUUCUGUGACCGACAGGCGCAGCUUCCACCGAACUGCUCAACUCCGACUUCUCUUAAGAGAGACUCAGCCUCAGACUCCCAUAAUCCUUGUCGGUAAUAAGAGUGACCUGGUUCGCACACGGGAAGUCACCUCUCAAGAGGCCAUGUCCAGCGCUGCCCUUUUCAACUGUCUGUAUCUGGAAAUCUCUGCCUCGCUGGACCAUCGUACACCUGAGCUCCUGGAGUGCGCUGUGCGGCUAGCCAGGGGCCAGCCUCCGUGGCCCCCGGGGACCAGUGCAGAGGACAUGUGUGGAGGAGGCCAGCGUGAAAGUAUUACCUCACGGGCCAAACGUUUCCUGUCUAGCCUGGUGCCUCGGUAUCCGCGGGAGCGAGAUGUAGGCAAGUUUCUAAGGCAGAAGUCCCGCUCGUGCCACGACCUUGGGGCGCUGUGAUCACAAGAAGUUUAGUAGUUUAAAUGUUACAAAAGCUGGUCAGAAAUGAUGUUAGUACACCAAGAGAGAGGAGGGGGACGAAGUGAUGCAGCACUUAUUGGACAGAGGAUGAGUGACAGAAGAAGUGUAAAGGUGCCAGAGUAACAACGGGAUGUUGUUACAUCACAGUGUGAAAGAUACACGGAGGAGAAAAACAGGCAGAAAAUAAGAAAGCAAAGGUUUAGAGGAGGUUUAGUUGCUUAAUACAAUAGAAAUUUUGUACACAACACUAACGAUAAA
Messenger RNA from Nematolebias whitei (Rio pearlfish), 1320 nucleotides. RefSeq names its product GTP-binding protein REM 2-like. The coding region runs from base 1 to 1041 and encodes 346 amino acids. Gene Ontology annotation, molecular function: calcium channel regulator activity; GTP binding; GTPase activity. Gene Ontology annotation, cellular component: plasma membrane. The transcript has 6 exons. The record is from RefSeq and is a predicted model, not a curated record. Lineage: Eukaryota; Metazoa; Chordata; Actinopteri; Cyprinodontiformes; Rivulidae.